UAACGGUACAGUGAUCAAGAGAUUGAAAAAAUACAUAACAGAAAAUGCCCACUUCUAAAUCACCAUUGAUUAGAGUUUAUCUCUAUUACAUGUACAUGUGCAGGUGGGCCUGACAUUUGAAGGGCGGGCACAAAACACAAAUCCUGCAUGAUUGAGCAAGUGAAUUACCGAUAUCACACGUUACCUACCGCCUGAGAACAAUUUUUGGAGACAACUUUGCUUGUAUCGUUUGCUGAGAGUAUUUAUUAAAAAUCAGUAUUCCUUCGUUCACCUAACAAUAGUAUCAUGCCAAACUGUCCAAAGUGCGACAGACCAGUUUAUUUUGCCGAGAGGGUGACGUCUUUAGGAAAAGACUGGCACAAACCAUGCUUGAAAUGUGAAAAGUGUAACAAGACGUUGACUCCUGGGUCACAUGCUGAGCACGAAGGAAAGCCUUAUUGCAGUAAUCCUUGUUACAGCGCUCUCUUUGGACCAGGAGGUUACGGAAGAGGUUCAACUCAGAGUUAUAAGUACAACUGAAACGUUUAUGUAUUUGGUCCUGAAAAUUUCCAAAAGGCUGAUAGUGUACUUCCAAAACACGGUUUUUUUCUCUCUAAUUUUCUGUUUUUAUUUUGUGAUUGCAGAAGAACAAAGUGUACACCUUGAAGUCUCUUAGUAUGAGAAUAGUAUAAAAAAUUAGAUUAUCUUAAACAUUAAUUUGACAUGUAAUUUGUGGCUCUUUUUAAUUUUAGGUUAGUGAACAAAUUCAUCAGACAACAUUUGCAACGAAGAUUACUGAGUCAUUUUAUUUAACUACUUCUUACUUUAGUCCAUAGGCAAAUUUUUUCUGAAGAAAAGAAAAGAAAUAUUUUCAUAUUAUCUGAAUGAUUUCUAGCUGGGGGUGUGAUUUUUAUUUUAAAACGCUUGAUUUUUAAAUGAAAACAGUUUUAAGAUGGUCUCACUCUUAUUUUGCAUCCUCUCCAAGAGCUCUAACUGUCAAACAAUUGAAAGUGGUACUUACAAAGGUUCACUUUGUUUUCCGUUUCUGCAAACGUUUUACAAAAAUACGUCAAAAACCUCAUUAAGUUACGUCAUUUUACAAUGGUCGAAAUAACUAGUUACUUUAUUAAAUAUUUUGUAAAAUAGUGUAAAACAAUUAUUUACAAUGAUAUAUUUUAUAAUUGCACUUUUAAGAAAUGUUCAGCUGGUAUUAAAGUACUUCCUUCAUAAAUUAUGGUAAUACAACGUGUUGUUUACUCUUGCACAAUGCUAAGAUCAACAAUAACUAAUCUUAUUCGUUUAAUCCUGUGUAUCAUCAUUGAAAUGUAAUAAUGCGUGUUUAGCAGUUCUGUAUAAAAUGUGUUAAUAAAUAUGUACACUGAAAUGCAAGCAUGACGAAAUAAAGAGCAUCUAAAUAGGAACUACACUGAAAA
This is a messenger RNA of Limulus polyphemus (Atlantic horseshoe crab), 1412 nucleotides long. RefSeq names its product cysteine-rich protein 1-like. The record is from RefSeq and is a predicted model, not a curated record. The transcript is spliced from 4 exons. The coding region runs from base 286 to 519 and encodes 77 amino acids. Lineage: Eukaryota; Metazoa; Arthropoda; Merostomata; Xiphosura; Limulidae.